Saccharomyces mikatae IFO 1815 is the source of this 1848-nucleotide messenger RNA. RefSeq names its product Aip1p (gene AIP1). The record is from RefSeq and is a predicted model, not a curated record. Bases 1 to 1848 code for a protein of 615 amino acids. Gene Ontology annotation, biological process: positive regulation of actin filament depolymerization; actin filament depolymerization. The transcript has a single exon. Lineage: Eukaryota; Fungi; Ascomycota; Saccharomycetes; Saccharomycetales; Saccharomycetaceae. Gene Ontology annotation, cellular component: cortical actin cytoskeleton. Gene Ontology annotation, molecular function: actin filament binding.
AUGACAUCUAUCUCCUUAAAGGAAAUUAUACCACCUCAACCUUCGACGCAACGUAACUUUACCACGCAUUUAUCGUACGACCCUACAACAAAUGCGAUUGCCUAUCCAUGCGGCAAGUCUGCCUUUGUACGUUGUUUGAAUGAUGAAGCCUCAGAAAUUCCUUCAGUAGUUCAAUUUACUGGCCAUGGUUCUUCAGUAGUCACAACGGUGAAGUUCUCUCCAAUUAAGGGAUCUCAAUAUCUAUGCUCCGGUGAUGAGUCUGGGAAAGUGAUUGUAUGGGGAUGGAGUUUCAACAAAGAAAGCGGCUCUGUUGAAUUGAAUGUUAAGUCUGAGUUUCAGGUUCUAGCCGGUCCUAUUAGUGAUAUUUCCUGGGAUUUUGAAGGUCGGAGACUCUGUAUUGUGGGAGAAGGUCGCGAUAACUUUGGUGUUUUCAUAUCCUGGGACUCUGGUAACUCUCUUGGUGAAAUUUCAGGUCACGCACAACGCAUUAAUGCCUGUCAUUUCAAGCAGUCUAGACCUAUGAGAUCUAUGACAGUUGGAGAUGAUGGAUCUGUUGUCUUUUACCAAGGACCCCCAUUUAAGUUUACUGCUAGUGAUAGAGUGCAUCACAAACAAGGGUCCUUCGUCAGAGAUGUAGAAUUUUCACCGGAUAGUGGUGAAUUUGUUGUUACGGUAGGAUCUGACAGAAAGAUUUCUUGUUUUGAUGGCAAAACCGGUGAGUUCGUGAAAUAUAUAGAAGAUGAUCAAGAACCAGUUCAAGGUGGCAUAUUUGCGCUGUCGUGGCUGGAUUCGCAAAAAUUUGUUACUGUAGGGGCUGACGCCGCCAUUAGGGUUUGGGACGUAACAACGUCUAAAUGUGUUCAAAAAUGGGCCUUAGACAAGAAACAACUGCGCAACCAACAGGUUGGUGUUGUUGCGAUAGGGGAUGGAAAAAUUAUAUCUCUUUCGCUGGAUGGAACAUUGAAUUUUUAUAAGCUCGGACAUAAUGAGGUCUUGAAAACUAUUAGUGGUCAUAACAAAGGUAUUACGGCUUUGACAGUCAAUCCAUUAAUCAGUGGGUCAUAUGAUGGUAGGAUUGUGGAAUGGUCGAACUCUUCUAUGCAUCAAGACCAUUCUAACUUGAUUGUGUCAUUAGACAAUAGUAAGCUACAGGAAUACUCUAGUGUUUCUUGGGAUGAUACUUUGAAAGUCAAUGGUGUUACUAGGCAUGAAUUCGGGUCCCAGCCAAAGAUUGCCAGCGUAAAUAAUGACGGCUUCACGGCAGUAAUUACCAAUGAUGAUGACUUGUUGAUAUUGGAAUCCUUUUCAGGUGAUGUAAUUAAGAGUGUAAAAUUAAAAUCCUCCGGUUCUGCUGUUAACUUGAGUCAAAACCAUGUUGCAGUUGGCCUGGAAGAAAAUAAUGUUAUCCAGGUCUUCAAAUUAACAGAUCUGGAAAUUAGUUUUGACUUAAAAACGCCUCUUCGUUCAAAGCCUUCUUACAUAUCGAUCUCACCCUCCGAAAGAUACAUCGCUGCUGGUGAUGUGAUGGGUAAGAUAUUGCUCUAUGAUUUUCAAACAAGAGAAGUUAAAACUUCGAGAUGGGCAUUCCAUACUAGUAAAAUCAAUGCCAUUUCAUGGAGGCCUGUUGACAACAACGCCGAUGAAGAUGAGAAUGAAGACGAUUUAGUUGCCACAGGUUCUUUAGAUACGAAUAUUUUCAUUUACUCUGUCAAGAGACCAAUGAAGAUUACUAAGAUGUUGAAUGCACACAAGGACGGUGUCAACAAUCUUUUGUGGGAAGAUCCAUCUACUCUGGUUAGUGCUGGUGCGGAUGCUUGCAUUAAAAGAUGGAAGGCACACCUUGAUUAA